AUGAAGCUCGUCAUACUCGCGACUCUACUGGGCCUUUGUAUGGCCACACCAAGUCCACCUCCGGCUGAAAAGGCUCCAGUAAAGAAAACUUCAGAAGAUGACAACUUACCGUUGCCUCACGAGUUUAUUUCUGGUGAGACUGGGCGAUCUAAAGAACUUCGAGAAUGGCAAAAGAAACAAAUGGGAAAAACAAAUCCGUUAUUAGACCCAUACUAUGAGGAAUUGCUGGAGAAAAAGAAAAAGGAAGAACAGGAACAACUACAAAAACAAGAGGAGCUUCAAAAGAAAACAGAGGAUGAAGGAGCCGAGCAAAAGGGGAAAGCUGCACAGGAUGGACCCAAAGUACCUCAAACUCUAGAAGAGAAGGAAAAGGAGUUUAAAGAGAAAAGAGAAGAAGCUAGAACUAAGUUGGAGAAAAGGAUAAGUGAAGAAAAGAAGAAGCCCAUAAAGGACAGGAAGGAAGACUAUGAAGCCAGUAGCGAUGGAAAAUUUGAUGAAUGGCUUGCCAAGUCCAAGGCUGUUGAAGUGGGUGCCAGAAAGUUGUAUGAAGAAGCCAAGAAGAAGGUAGACGCCAUAACUGAAACAGAGUCCAAGAAACAGUUCGAAGAAAGACUCGAGGCUAUUCUUAAAACUGUCGAGGAAAUCACAAAGGAUAUUGAGGAACUUGAAAAGACUGAGGAAAAGGAGAGUUCUAAGGCAAUUGAAAAGGCACUUGGACACUUUUUAGGUCACUUCCAAACCCGUGCCAUGGUAAAGUCCGACGUUAGUGAACUCAUCCUCGACAUUGCCAGGGACCAAGAGGAUGGAGACGAAGUCCUCAAGACCCUGGAGCAGUUUCUAGUAGCUCUUGAAAGGUCUCCACUGGCAUAA
Theileria equi strain WA is the source of this 870-nucleotide messenger RNA. RefSeq names its product signal peptide containing protein. Bases 1 to 870 code for a protein of 289 amino acids. NCBI's taxonomy places the organism in Eukaryota, Apicomplexa, Aconoidasida, Piroplasmida, Theileriidae. The record is from RefSeq and is a predicted model, not a curated record. The transcript has a single exon.